Molecule: messenger RNA, 3117 nt
Organism: Amoebophrya sp. A120
Lineage: Eukaryota; Dinophyceae; Syndiniales; Amoebophryaceae
Source: the annotation of a GenBank genome assembly
CCCCAAGCCGCAUUUCGUUGAGCGACCAAAAAUGCUGUCCUCUUCAUCAAAAUUUUAGAGUUACAGCUUCCACCAUUCUGCCCUUGAUCGAGGCUCUCUUUUCCUUUGGGAGGAGUUGGAGUGACGAAAACAGCCGAGGAGGCGUGAGGAGUGAACAUGAAUAAAACAGAUACGUAGCUGUUUUACUUGUUUUUGCACGUGCUGCAAGCUCCUCGUGAUUUUACCGAAGCAUGAGAAAGGGUAUGAACAACGACAACUCCACGUCGCUCUAUAAAAUGUGAAUGACGAACAAGAAUCCAAUUACAAUACUGUAGCGUGAGUCCACCUGCAGCCCUCGACUUUGACGUCCGGGCUGAAGAUCUUCACAAGAACGAAGAAAAAAACUUGUCGUAUUCUGUAGCUCAAGUUUCAGUUUAUCAAAAAUUAUAAUCUAUCAUGCCGUCGCUUCACGAUCGCCGCAGCCGCCGGACAGGUGGCAGAGAUGAUGAUGAUGAUGAACCACGGGAAAGAACUGCUCAACACCGUGGCUCGCCACGGCGUGGUGGCGGUGAAUACUAUGACCCGAAGUCCGGGGGCCGGGGCCGAAGUGAAGGGCAGCGGGCGUGUCGUCAUUCUCGCUCCCCAAUCUCCCGAGCAGACGAGCAGAUCCACCGCACCUCAAAAAACCGACGACGAGGAGGACGAGCUGCAAAAGAAGACAGGUCUAGGUCACCGAGACGUAAACGUGCUCCUCCAGAGGACCGCGAUCGUCGUCGUGAAAAAUCCGCGUCGACGUCCAGUUAUAAUUCGUCCUCAUCAAGAAGAACACCACCACCAGCGAAUGAAAAGAGGAAGAUGAAGAACAAAGGUAGAAGUACAACUGCUCACUCCCUCCCCGCCGCGCCCGCCGGUCCACAGCACGAGGAGGACGCCAAGGAUCAUGACCAGCAGAGACAAGAGAGGCCCAAGAUGAACAACCUGGUCAUUCUGCGACCGCGUGUGGAGGUUGAAGAUGAAGAAAAAAAUGCACGAGGAGACGAGGGACAUAAUCAUCAUCAAGUCGCAGGAAAAAAAGCGUCACAACACGACAGUGCUUCAACUUUGGUUGAUGUUCAACAUAGACGAGGAACACAAGAUCUUUACGAAAGCAGCUUUCCAACCACGACUUCCAAGACGAGAAAUAACCUUAACCACGAAAAGAACUACAAUUCCGGCCUCAACAUGAACAAUUCCUUCGAGGACCCGGACCUCCCUGUCCUGAAUGACGACCCCCGCCCGCAAGACCGCCAGGUGAACCUGCACAAGAAGGGUCGCAACACCGAUAUGACAUUGCACAACUCCCCCUGCUUCCCCUCAUUUGUCAUGCAAAAUACCCAAUCCACCCGUUGGUUGUGUCUUGGCACUGUUUGCAUGACAAGUUCUGGUAGCCCACACUGGAAAUUUGUCAUGCAAAACCGGCACUCUUGCUGAUGCUUGUACUAUUACCGUGCAUGCUAUACAAAUGAGGGGGAGGGCGAGUUGUGCACUGUCAUGACCGAGUCGUUUGAUCCAAAAUCCACCCUGGUCCGCCCGGAUCUCCGCGUGUUCAUCGGGAACCGGGGGGAGGUGCUGAAGAAACGUCUGAAACACGACGACGUGGUGAUUGUGCCCGAAUUUUUCUGUGAAGAGGACGACUGGUCACUGUAUUACAAACUAGUGGACGAAAUUCGGAAAAACGGGCAAGCCCAACAAAGCAGCGACCGAUCCUCUGGGACCACAACGACGUCCACCAGCACGUGGAUUUCGUGGCACGAAGGUUGUCAUUUGGUCACCAAGCAGCCGGAGGUGGCGCCGACGUACCAAAAAAUUGUGGAGAAAAUCUGCAAGUAUUUUCACAUCAAGAACGUGAAGGCUAUCGGGACCCGGUUCAACUGGUACCGUGACUCGCGGGACUGGAAGCCGUUCCACCACGAUUCGGCGGCCUUCAACCCCCAACGGGCAAAAAACCAGAACAUAACCGUGGGCGCAAGCUUCGGGGCGGAGCGCGAGCUGGCCUUUUUGCGCGUGGACCCGGCCGUGCGGGAUCGCGAACCCGUGAAAGCCUACUUCCCACAAUCGAACGGCAUGAUGUUUUCCUUCGGGCGCGAUGCCAACAUCAACUGGAAGCACGGGAUAAACGCGCUGGCGGAAGAGGACCAGGACGGCAAGGGGCGGAUCAGCAUCAUCGUCUGGGGCAACGCCGAGAGCGUGGAAGAGGAGGCCAACGCCCCCGGGUUGCUGACCAACGAUGCCCGGAACGGGUUCGAUAACCGCGGGCAAAAGGGUAUGGAACUGUCAGGAUCGAAAUCGGCAAAGUUGAAAUAAUUUGUAAUGCAUAAAAUGCCACGCAGAGAGUGGCUCUACUGCAGAGGAUGCAAAGGACGAGGCAGAUUAUAGUCCUGGAAAAGGUCUUCAAGGGUUGAGCUGCCGACUAGCAUGACAGAAGGCAGCUCGUUUUCCCUAAAUCGCAUGACAGAUUCGCUUCCAGUACGGGGACAAUUUGUCAUGCGCCGUCUACAGACUGGAGGUUUAAUUGGCAUCGAUUUUGUGCAUCACAAGUUCAUCUUUGAUUUUGUCAAUUUCGAUUCUGACACUUCCAUAAAGGGCUCCGGCCGUGGGAGAACAAACGAGGGAGGUCGUUGGGGGGAUAGAGGUCCUCGUAACGGUCAGCAAUCUCCGGGGAGGCGGGACUACCACUACCAGCAGAGAGGGAGAGGCCACUGGUGAAAAUGGCAGCAUCUACACUCCAUAUUGCACAUCACCGACACUUCUCUCGAUAGGUCGUGAAGAUUGAGCCAAGAAGUUUUUUACAAUUUGCAGAACUUCUUUGCAACUACAUUGUCCUCUACUUCAUCAUCAUCUCUACUCCGAGCGUCAGCCGGACACUCGUGCAGCUGGGGCGUCUGCUUAACUGUGCCUACAACACCUACAACUGGUACGUGACAACAAAAUGCAAUUGUUGAAUGGCGGAAGGAGAUUGAUUGGGAAUGUUGUGAAUGUGCAGAAGGAAGUUUCAAAAAGAGCGUAGUGAAUGUGAAUCUCAUAUGGUGUUGAUGAUGAUCCAAUACCGGAAAUAACAUUUUUGUUCAUCCCGAAAUAUUACAAUUAUGAAAAUGGAUG